Molecule: messenger RNA, 1531 nt
Organism: Ectocarpus sp. CCAP 1310/34
Lineage: Eukaryota; Phaeophyceae; Ectocarpales; Ectocarpaceae
Source: the annotation of a GenBank genome assembly
AUGCGCGUUGCGCAGGUAGUGAGCUGUAGCCAGGGGCGGCUGAAGGGUGGCGACGUCAAGGCAGCCGCACGGCCUGGGCCGCCUGACGACUGGGCGUUGGGGCAGGGGCAGGGAGACGAUGUCAAGAUAUUCAACAUACCACCGCCGACGGGCGACCAUGGACCGCCACCAGCAGACCAACUCACCCUCAGCAAGAUCAUCUACUUCUUCCUUCACAGAGGAAACAAGAACUCCUUGAGCAGUGAGCCACCACCAUUUACGUGGUGGGUACUCGCUUACGACUACGUCGGGGUCGGCCAUGGUAACGAGCGGGUGCCCGAUUCCAUCACCGGGCAUCCGACGUUGUCACUGCGGGGACGGGGCCGUCCUAAGGUGUACCCUGUACACGCCAUCAGACGCCAGGUACAUAUGUACCACCAAUGCCCGCAAGGCCAAGAUGGAGCAGAGGGGUCGCGGCUUUGUGGGGAAACGAAGGGGGCGGGCAGAGACCGUGUCUGGCGGCUCAAGUUCCGGCUCGCAUUACCGGGGUCCAGCAACGGCUACGACAAGUACCUCUUGAACGAGGGCGCAACCCUCAUGCGUCGAUGCCAACUGUGUUGAGGGUCUCGUACAAGAGUGAAGGUGCAAACCACGGCUUUAUAUGGAGUUGUCCCCUACUGUACGGUGCGAUUCUUGUUUCGGCUGGUGUGCGGCGGCCGGAAGAUACAACUAAGCGUUCUUUCUUGUUGUAGCAACCAUACCUCAACGCAUGGACUGCCGCCAUGUCGUGCAUGAUUCAACUACGAUUGGUCAUCGUACUGUACCGGCAAUAAUACGAGUACAUCACCAAAUUGUUGUCGGUAUGGUAGGUAGGGGAGCUUCGUUUUCUGUUGAUGAAGCUAAUCAGCUUUAUUUCCAACAUGAUGUAUCCCUAGCCCAUCGAUACGACUCCGGGAUAACUUUCGCGACGAAUUGGUGGUGUACCUCGUGGUGUUAGCGGACACACACUGCUGUCUGUGUGUUUCUACAUAUUGCAAAUAACGACGGGAAAAAUAGCUUUGGGAGAAACACAAAUAGCUACGUUACUUUUUAAAACUACAAACAAUAGGUGUUCCGGCCUAGUGCCGGUCAGAUGUACAGUCGAGGGACCUUCAUAGUGCCGGUAUGUGUCGAGAGAUUUCACCGGCACUAAACCGGGCACCGGGCACUAUUGCUAAUAAUGCCAAAACGGCACUAUUGAGGGCUAGCCAAUCCCUCAUUAGUGCCGGUCUGGCACUGAUGAGAACGUGUGCGAUUUAUGGUGUAGCGCUCACGCUUGCGGGGCCAAGUCAGUACUGUAGCACGAAAUAGAUCGACACUGCUGUCAUGUGGAGUUCUAGUGUAGGCCUGGGCAGACUUUCUUUCCCGCGACACGUGCGGUUUCACCCUGUCGAGCCCACAAGAGUUUUGUAAAAUAAGAUCGCUGCAUUUCGGGCUACAGCAGUGCCUCACCAAGACUAGUCGACGGCGAAAGGGAAACACACAUCAUGCACCCGAGUAGGCUGUGACCGGC